AACUCUGUUUUAUUUUUUCACCAGAAAAUAAGGUCUCCGACUCUUUCUUUUACAAAUUUCAAGAUGUCUGCGCCCAUGUGUUCUCAACGUUUCCAAAGAAUUUAGAUUUCAGACACUAUAACAAAGACGGCACUAUGGAUCAGUUUAACAGAAAAAGACCACAUGGCGGGAUGACAAAAAACCAAGCAAAGAAACAGAAAUUUAAUGAAAACAUAUUGUCUGAAGCCCCACAAGCUAUAGACGUUAUUGAGUAUGCCAGGAGUCGAGCAGCAGAACUACAGCUUCUGGAUGAAGCUACGAAAAAAAGAAAGGUGUCACAAGCAGUGAAUGGUCUGAUGUCCAUUUCAAUGAGACGGAGAGCAAUGAGUCACAAUGUGAAAAGAAUGCCGCGUAGAGUGAGAGAGAUGGUGACAAUAAAAGCCAACAAACACAAAAAACCAAGUAGAAAGCAUCGCAGACGUCCAAAGAAUUUACUGCAGGAGUAUAUACGAAGACAGAAGAACAAAGUCUGGCUAGAAACCCACAUCUGGCAUGCAAAAAGGUUUAAAAUGGCUGACAAAUGGGGUUACAAGAUUCCCUAUCAACCAACAAACAAAAGUGCUCGAGCCUCCUACCGAGCUACUCAACAUCAUUGUCAGAUGAUAGAUGUAUCUUAUCUGUGCUGCAUAGAAAUUCUUGGGAAGGAGGAAAACAUUCUAAAUGGAGUCUCUUCUCUUUGUAACUCUCAAACUGGACCAACCGUAGGUGCAAAAAUGUAUUUGGAAGGAACCCGAGAGGGUAAUUGUGUCUUGUACAAGCAAAAUCAAUAUCCUCAACAGCCUAUAUGUCCUGUUACAUUUCUCUGGAGACCGAAAUCGGAGCGGGAACCACUGCGACAGUUAUGGAUUUGGUGUAAUCCAUCUUCUUUUGAAGAACUGUGGAAAGAGUUAGAGGCAUGUAUGUCAAUGUCUGAAAAAUGUGAGGUGCAAGAUAUAUCUGUAGAACUAAGCUGUUCCAUCGAAGAUAUGAGAAAAGGACAGACACUGGCAGAUAUUGCAAACAGUUCUGUGUUGAAUAAUAAUUCUAAGGAGGACAAGAUGUCAACUAUUUCAGAGGAAGGACCCAAACAAGAAGAUAGUAAGGAACCUAAAGAAACUCAGGAUAAAACAAAGAAACAGAAAAGUAAAAAACAUACUUCUACCGAAAAGGCAAGCGAGGAAAAAUUUGUAAAAGUCAUCAACAGAAAAUCCCAGAUUGGAAAAGUUUUCAUGACCUCUCUGAAGGACAGACUUGUAAGACAUCGUUUCAUUGGUCCAGAGUCUCAGAGAAUCCUGGCACAGACUCUCCGUAUAGCAGAUAUCAUGUUCAAUAACAAGGAAACUUCUUAUUGGUGGAAAGAGUAUUAUGAAGACAAAAAGCACUCCUUGGAUUUCAACCAGCAGAGGGAAUUCUGGGAUGGGGUUGCUCAGUGUCAGUCUGCUGCAGAGUUGUCUCCUCAUGCUGUGAUUGGGCUGACAGUGAGAGAUCCAAGAGUCAUCAGAGCCAUGAAACAAAACGAGAAUUCUGACACAGUUUCAGAAUCCAUGGUUGUUGAGGGUAUAGAAGCUGUCAAGUUGAUGGUCAGCCAAGAGGUUUCCAAUUCACCGAUCUGGGAUGAAGAGAUCAGAAAGACAGUAACAUCGACAAAAAAAUCGGACUUUGAAAUCAAUCAGCUAAAAUCGGAGCACCUUGUCCCAGGGUCAGAGUUGAUGCUGGGUGAAGAAGAGAGCAGGAUCCCUGUGCUAGUCAUCCAGAAUCCUGGUACUAAUCCCUCAGCACACAGCCACAGUCACUAUGGGAAUGGAUGGGAUCUCAUCCUGCCUGCAGGAUGGAGCAUGGCAUUCUGGGUAGCCAGUAUUUAUCAUGGGGCCAGAGCAGGAGGUCUCCGUGAAUUACAAUGUCUGGCCAACGAACAGCAGAUUGAACACUUCCCUGAGGAUUAUCCAGAUACUUCAGCAGGAAGAGAAGAGGAGGCGAGGGUGAAGAGCGAGAAAGAGGCAGAGCACAGCAGACGACCUCCUGCUAAAAGACCAAAUUUUACUAAGUUAGACGUGGCUAAUCCAUUUUCUUGGGCAUGGGAUCAGCUAGUUCAUUGUGAUAAAGAGGAUACCAGUGGAUUCCAUGUUUUGAGAGAUAGGAAAGAUCUUAAUACUCUGCGGAAAGUGGUGAAUAUUUCACUCGUACAGAAAAAAAAAUGUUCGAAAAGUAGCGAAAGUGUAGAACGUUUUGCUCCUUACCAAGACAUAUUGAGUAGACAUCAAAAGUCUUUAGUGUUUGUCAAAAUAUCAGUGAAUUCCAAAGGAUGUCCAGAAGAGAUGGGAACAAUCUCAAUACCAACUAAAGAAGAUGUCAGAAAAAUGAAAGCAGAUAAAUACUUUGUAGGACCAUUAAGAUCCCAACAGCCUGAUCCUGAGCUGGAAGACAAGAAAGAGAAGAAGAAAAGAGCAAAACUUCUGAAGAAAGGUGUAUUGAAUCUUCAACCACAAAAGACACCAGAGAAUAGAGAAGUGGCAAAAGACAAUGUUGAUGAUGGCAAGCGAGAGAUCAUUGGAUAUGUAAAGCAUGGUGGAUUUUCACUUAAUAAUGGACACGGGGCUGGAAAGGGAUUCUGUUCUUUAGCUGGUUUAGAAAAGCUGUCUGAAUCCUUGCCUGAUGAAAGAAAUCUUGUUUUAAUUAGGAAUCCCAGAACACUGCAGUAUAGAUUUGCCAGGCUUUCACUAUGAACUAAGAACACUGCAGUAUAGAUUUGCCAGGCUUUCACUAUGAACUAAGAACACUGCAGUAUAGAUUUGCCAGGCUUUCCCUAGAACUAAACCCUAGAUUCAAUUGAAAUAUUGAGAAAUGAUGAAAUAUAUCUCUACCACACAUGUUUUCUGAAUUAAACUGUUUGUUUAUUAUCAUCUCAAUAAAGGUGAUUCUGAAUAAAUUAUAAC
Magallana angulata is the source of this 2951-nucleotide messenger RNA. RefSeq names its product ribonucleases P/MRP protein subunit POP1-like. The coding region runs from base 135 to 2741 and encodes 868 amino acids. Lineage: Eukaryota; Metazoa; Mollusca; Bivalvia; Ostreida; Ostreidae. The record is from RefSeq and is a predicted model, not a curated record. The transcript is spliced from 7 exons. Gene Ontology annotation, cellular component: nucleolar ribonuclease P complex; ribonuclease MRP complex. Gene Ontology annotation, biological process: tRNA 5'-leader removal. Gene Ontology annotation, molecular function: protein binding.